AUGACCCUCCAUAGCUCCACCACGUUAGGUCCCAUCCAGGAACUGGAUGCUGGGCGUCGUCUGAUUGUGCUGGUCUGGCCGUCAAGGCAGUCAUUUGAGUAUAACGUGUUCUUUCGCCGAUUCCACUCGAGAUGGAUCCUUUCGACACUUUCGGAUCGCCUCCUCCGCCUUCCAAAUCGGAAUCGAGAUGGGGCCGGGACGAAGAGAGUAUAUCGCGAUCGGGCAUGGAUUCGUACCGUAGAAGAUCCCCAGGAUCGUCGCAGAAUCAGCGGCCGCGGCAGAUCCCGUUCGCCCAUGAACAUCGAUCGAUAUCAACCGGGCGACCGAAUCAGCCGUGACGAAUACUACAACGUGUCUAGAGAUCAUGCUUCCCGGGACCGUGAAGAGCGUCGACGCCAUCCCUCGCCAACCGCGGCGAACAUUGACAGAUACGUCCCCGGCCAGGAAACUGGUAGGCCCAUCAUCCGCACCAACCCUCUUCCAAGUCCUUUGACUUUGGAUUAUCAGGUCGGGUUCAAUUGGUUUGCGGAAUGGUGGCGGACCGAACAAAUAAUUAAAGAAGAAAAAGAGCGGGCAAAGCAUGGCGGCCGUCGCCCCUCCGAUCGUGUUAAAGGUGAACGAGAAGCAAGAGAGGAUCGUGAAAAGGAACGAGUGCUCAUUCAAGCAGCAUAUGAUUCUUAUAAAUCUGAAUUUCAAAUCAAAAUGGCUCGCUCUUUUGUGCAGAGGCAUAGAAACGAAGAGUGGUUCAAGGAGCGAUAUGUGCCGGAAAUUCGGGACCCAUUCCGCCAACGUUUGAUGGAAUUCAGAGUCGGGCCUUACGAAAAAUGGACGAAAGACCUUGAGACAGGACUUUUUGAUGACUUUACGUUAGAAGGAAUCUACAAAAGUGAGAGUGAUGGCGCAGGUGGCAUCGUCGAGAAAGAAGAAGGGGAAGCCACGGCCGUUGGUGAAACCCUCGGUGUCCUUGAUCUUCUGCCCACCAGGGGUGGGGAUCUCCGUGACGAAUCCCUGCUACAACCCGCUCUCCUUAUCAAGACCCUGGCGCCCAACGUCAGUCGCGAAAAGAUCGAAGAUUUCUGCAAGGAACAUCUUGGCGAAGGGGAUGGCGGGUUUAAAUGGCUGAGCUUAAGUGACCCAAAUCCAUCGAAAAAGUGUCAUCGUAUUGGUUGGAUAAUGUUGCACCCUGCCCCCGAAUCUCAUGUUGUAAUCGAAAGAGGUGACGGCAGGGAUGAAGAGGGUGAAGAAGUCGAGCCAAGCACGACAGCAAAUGGAAACAGUGGAAACUCUACAGCUGAGAAGGCGUUGGAAGCUGUAAAUGAAAAGACUAUCCAAGACCCUGUGCGCGGAGACUUUGUAUGCCAUGUUGGUGUUCAUGUUCCACCAGCACAUCCAAAGAAAAAGGCACUUUGGGACCUUUUCUCGGCCCCUGAACGUAUCGAUCGAGACCUUGAACUGGUUAAGCGUGUCGUAGCAAAGUUGGAUUCACAAAUGGCUUCUGCCGACGGCAUCACAAAGGUUGAGGAGUAUGUUGAGGAACUUGGCACCAAGGGAUUGUUGCAACCCGCUGUUACUGGGCCGGUAAAAUCGAAAAAGUCAAAGUCGUUUGAUCUAGAUUCAGAUAUGGUCUUUCUCGAGAACAGCGAGGCGGAAGAAGGCGAAGAACAAGAAGGAGACGACGAUGACGUUGAUAGCGAAGAUCUGCUCUACAAAAAGAAAGUAUUGGAUCUACUAGUCGAAUACUUGAGGCGUGUCCACAACUUCUGUUUCUUUUGUGUGUUUGAGAGUGAUUCUCUUCACGAAUUGGUUCGGAAGUGCCCUGGUGGUCAUUUGCGUCGCCCUCGCUCCGGAUUGAGCACUCACGCCAAAGCUGCGGCCAGAGCUAGCGCUCUGGGCGAGCCGUACCCGGCGAAGAAGAAAGAAGAAGUUGAAGAAGGUGAAGCCGAAGCAUCUCCAAGCGACGAGAAAAAGCCUCCCCGGUUUUCUUCAAAGAGCGAACAGCAAAUCUAUCGAGCUUUCAACUGGGUCAAAACCUUUGAGGAAAAGCUCCUUCAGAUUCUGGAGCCAGAGAAUGUGGAUUUGAGGAAGCUCGGUGGUAAACCUGUCGAGGAAGCUUUGGAGGAAGAACUUAAUAAAUUUGUCAAGCAAGAAGACGAGGCAAAAUUCCGUUGCAAAGUUCCCGAGUGUACAAAGCUAUUUAAAGGGCACCAUUUCUGGCGGAAGCAUGUUGAAAAAAGACACCCUGACUGGUUCCUCGAAAUACAGAAAGAACUUACUCUUGUGAACGCCUACGUCCUUGAUCCUGCGCACAUUUCACCGUCAAGGUCCGAUGCUGCGAGCAACGGACAUUUCCCUUUCCCACCAGGACAUGUACCGGCUGGCACACCACGUGGAUUCAAUUUUGCCAACAUGCCGUUCAAUUUCGGCGCAAAUGGGUCCAUGGCGGGCGCCGCCUUUCAAGGAAUGCCUCCCUCAUCGGCUGGAGGUCUCCCUGGAUUCAUGAAUGCUAGCGGUUGGGCAGCCGGCGGAAUGGCAAUGGCCAAUGCUGGCGGGGCUCCGGGGCUUCACAAUCCUGGUGUAAUCCGUCGGGGCCGCCACUUCAAUCGAACCGGCCCAUAUGAUCGUCGAGGCGGUCGCUUCGGUGGAACUGGUGGGACUGGUCCAGGCACCGGUGGUCGCCUGAGCCCUGUUCGUGGUAUGUUCGGAACGCCUCAUGCUGGAGCACCCUAUAUCCCACCUGGUCAUCCAGCCGCAGUGGCUGCGGGUAUGGCAGGGUUUGGGCCUGGCGGCGGACGAUGGGGGGAUACUGCUGGCGGUGGCCCUCAAGCCAUGGGACCGCGUGAGGCCGUUCAAGGCCGGAGCCUGAAAAGCUAUGAAGAUCUCGAUGCUGUUGGCGGAGAUGGGAAUGGGGAGUUAAAUUAUUGA
Molecule: messenger RNA, 2922 nt
Organism: Uncinocarpus reesii 1704
Lineage: Eukaryota; Fungi; Ascomycota; Eurotiomycetes; Onygenales; Onygenaceae
Exons: 4
Coding region: 1-2922 (973 amino acids)
Biological process (GO): primary miRNA processing; mRNA processing
Cellular component (GO): nuclear body
Source: RefSeq, a predicted model, not a curated record